AUGCGUGUGCAGGGUGGGGGUCAGGCCUCCAUUUUUACCAGGUCAUCUGCAGCAGCUGUCCACUGGCAUGCCAGAGGGAGCGUCACAGUGGUGAUACAGGGGUUCAGAAGUGAACCGAGGCGGCUCCGUGCAGUUUGAUCCAGGAAGGUUUACUCUCACCGUCUCCGGCCCGUCCAGGACCUGCAGCCCCACCAUGGCGGAUCAGUACCAGUACAACACCAACGAGGAGAAGAUUGUGAAGGACAGCCACACCAAGGAGAUUGAUCUCAUUAACAGAGACCCCAAGCAGAUCAAUGAGGACGUGGUGAAGGUGGACUUUGAGGAUGUCAUUGCAGAGCCUGACGGUACACACAGCCUGGAUGGAGUGUGGAAGCUCAGCUACACCACCUUCACCGUCUCCAAAUACUGGUGCUACCGCAUCUUGUCUGCUGUUUUUGGUAUCCCUGUCGCUCUGCUCUGGGGCUUCCUGUUCGCCUGCAUCUCCUUCUGCCACAUCUGGGCUGUGGUUCCCUGUAUCAAGAGCUGUCUGAUUGAGUCACAGUGCAUCAGCCGCAUCUACUCUCUCAUCAUCCAGACCUUCUGCGACCCCUUCUUUGAAGCCCUGGGCAAGAUCUUCAGCAGUGUGCGCGUUGCACUGCGCAAAGAAGUCUAACAACUCACACAAUAGUGUUUAUAGUACGAUCGGAUGAAGUGCGGUAUCUUUUUAUACACCAGAAGAUCAGUCCUGGCGUCUUGCUUACUCCCUGAUACUCCUCCUCCUGCCUUCAUAACAUGCUGUUCCCCACCCACCACCCACCCACCCAACCUCAAGCUCUCAGCUCUGAGUCCUGACAUGCCCGGUGUGCCUUUUGCCACCAGAAGCUCAGUGACAGCUGCAGCAGGCAGCGUGGUUCUGUGACAGCUCUGGCACUCCCGGAAGGCUCAGUGCUCCUCACUGAGGGGGAAGAGGACUGCCUGCCAUGACCCGGAUCUGUCUGAACCUCAUUUAUUUGUAUCACAAAAGCCAAAGACAAUAUCCACUCCUUCACAACAAAUGAAUUCCCCAGCACUGCUGCACCUGUGGACAAUGCUGCCUAUAUGCGUUACAUUUGGCCAUCCUUUAAAGUUUUUACGCUGUAUAUUGCUGUGUCUGGUUUUGUUUAACUUUAUAUUAACUAAGUAGGAUUUGACAGUCAUAUGCAUAUUCAAGGGCGAAGGUUUCAUUCAAGGUUGGGGAGGACACAUAUGAAGCAGGGGAUUUGUGGUCCUUCCCUAGGAAAUUUUGAGUGUCAAACACUUCAUUGUCUGCAUUCUGGUGAUUUUUUUAUGCACCUUUUUUUGCCUUUUCUGCAUCAAUUUAUGGUGGAAAUGUCUGUAAAUUUGUCAAAAUAAAAGUCCUCUGCUACUUUUAUGUUUUUAUUGGAGGUGACAAAUGCACAUGCUCUAAAUAUGGAGAGGAACAUGUCCCCUGUGUCCCCCGCCCCCAGAAAUCUACACCAUUGUAUGUAUAAUUUUUGAAAAGCUUUAUAACAUCAAGAAAGUAAUUGAAAAUAUUUUCUCUACAUUACUGUUUUGUAAUUUGAGACAACCCACAGUGCUGACUUUCAGGUGGAAGAAAUAUGUUUGUAAAUGCUGAUAAUCUACUUCCUUUUUAUCAAAGUGUGAUGUGAGAAGUUUGUGCAAACAAGUAUGGACAUAACUGCUGAUGGAGUAAAGUAAAAGCCUCUCUGUGAGACCAA
Molecule: messenger RNA, 1718 nt
Organism: Epinephelus moara (kelp grouper)
Lineage: Eukaryota; Metazoa; Chordata; Actinopteri; Perciformes; Serranidae
Gene: cav3
Product: caveolin 3
Exons: 2
Coding region: 194-652 (152 amino acids)
Biological process (GO): regulation of membrane potential; caveola assembly
Cellular component (GO): caveola
Molecular function (GO): connexin binding; molecular adaptor activity; transmembrane transporter binding
Source: RefSeq, a predicted model, not a curated record